AUGCUAAAACUAAAAAAAAUCUAUUUAAUGUUGGUUGAGGAUGAUGCAGCGGUAAUACCCGAUUUUAUUCCUCUUGUAACCUCGGUAAUUAAGCAAAUGAAUCGCAAAACGAAUAUUGACUAUGUAAAGCUUUUCCACCCAGUACAUCUCAGAGGCAUACCGUACUACUUUCAGCUCUUCUUGUUCGAGCGCUUCACUUUCCAAUGUUUCCGGUCAAUCUUGAAUCUAAAAUACCAAUUUGCAGUGUACUUUAAAUUAUUUUUUGCUGACAUCCGUUAUUCAAUAACGAAUUCAGCUUACCUAGUGGCCCCUGAGUCAUGCUGCACAGUAGCUGUAUUGUACCGGACCUUCAGCUUGCCAAAAAUGUUGCACUAUUUCAAAAAUUUAAAGACAAACGGUCUGCCAAAAGACGACUUGCUAGAUGCUUCACCAUUUGAAGGCCGAAUGACUGACACAAACUUAAUGGUUCAUAUUGGCUACUACAGCGCAAUCAGAAACAAAAUUGUAGUGCUUGAUACUCUGAAACGACAUAUUUCUGCCACAAAUUUUAAUAGUGCAGAAGUUUUGCAACAAGCAAUUUAA
Messenger RNA from Enterobius vermicularis (human pinworm), 582 nucleotides. Lineage: Eukaryota; Metazoa; Nematoda; Chromadorea; Rhabditida; Oxyuridae. The record is from the annotation of a GenBank genome assembly.